Molecule: messenger RNA, 4011 nt
Organism: Bolinopsis microptera
Lineage: Eukaryota; Metazoa; Ctenophora; Tentaculata; Lobata; Bolinopsidae
Product: USP6 N-terminal-like protein
Exons: 7
Coding region: 36-1310 (424 amino acids)
Source: RefSeq, a predicted model, not a curated record
AUUUUUUUACAGGAUGGAAAUGGCGUAGAAGAAUCAUGGAUCCUGCGCUGUUGGCGCGCGCUAACUUCGAUUCCAAUUCCUACGACGCUGAAAGGGAAAGGGAAAGGGCUGAGGAGAGGGAACGUAUAUUUGAACGAUACACUCAGGGUCGUAGCAGAACAGAUGAUAUCGAGCCAUGGGAGGAACCAAACUUCUCACAUUACAUGAAGAAAGAUCGGUAUGGUUUCAUCCAUGAAAAGCCUAUUCCCAUGGAGCCGUUGGACAAAAAGUCGCUCGAGAAGAAGCAGAUAAAGGAGAAGAAAUGGCUACGGAUGGUGAAACAUUGGCAAGAGACCAAUCGAGUACCCGAAGAUCUUAAAUCUCGGAUCUGGAAGGGGUGCCCUGAUUCUCUGCGGGGACAGGUGUGGCCCCUCAUGCUUAGGAUUAGGGAGAUUAAACAAUCGAACGAAAAGACACACGGUCCCAAUAUGUAUGAGAGAAUGAAGGAGAAAGCACGACGAAAAUCCCCCGAUAUCAGACAGAUUGAUCUAGAUGUUCAUCGGACGUACAGAAAUCACGAGAUGUUCCAAUUGAAAUAUGGCGUCAUGCAACAGAAGCUAUUCUACGUCUUGGCAGGAUACUCCAUGUUCAACAAGGAAGUUGGUUACUGUCAGGGUAUGGCCAAUGUAGUGGCUCUAAUGCUCAUGUACCUUCACGAAGAAGAAGACGCGUUCUGGGCUCUGACCUCUCUGUUACGUGGGGAACGUUACAAAAUGAACGACUUCUUUACACCUCGACUCCCCAAGCUCUUCAGAUGCCUCGAUCAUCACAUGGUUCUUAGAAAAAAGUUCAUUCCCUCGGUACACAAGCACUUAAAGAAGCUUCAAUACGAACCGACUUUGUAUGCCACUAAAUGGUUUUUGCAAUGUUAUCUCGACAAACUACCAUUCUCUCUAGCGCUCCGAGUUUGGGAUAUCUUUCUGCUUGAAGGAGAGGAAAUAGAAACUGCCAUGGCCAUAGCUAUAUUAAGAACUUUCAAAAAAACUCUCAUCAAGCAAAACGACGAACAGCUCAACGACUUUUUGUGUCGAUUGUGUGAAAGUCAAUUGGACGAGGAGAAGAUUAUAGACAAUCUUUCGGAGGUUCUUUUAGAUCUCCGGAGACAACGAAUGUCACAUCUUCCCAAAGAGAAGAUUAUCGAAGAACUAAAACCUUCCGAGUCUUUAUCCACUCUUCCUUCUAAUAAAAAGGUUAAAAAGAAGAAAAAGAACCGUGACAUGAAUAACGGGGGGACCAACACCUUGCCCAGCAUGCACAUGACUUCAUUGUGAUAUUUAGUGUUUAUUCUUAUAGAACAAAGGUUGCCGUUUAGUAACCAAUCCGAGAUGCUCAAGUGCCGCCAACUCGCCCUGCGGCCUGUCUACGUCGUCGAGUCAGGUUUUACCGAAUUUUUAAUUAGUAAUUAUGGAAGGUUUGGACUCGGAGGAGAAGGUCAUAUUAGCACUCACAGGUCAUGUGUGAACAUAUUUGAAUUGUGAUAUCGGUAUUGCAAGGGGGUGACCAGAUGUCGCACAAGUCCAUCAUAUUAUCUAGUGUCAUCAGCAACUCAUUCUAACGCUAAUCAGAUCAAUUCAUCAAUUGGUACACACACAUUUGUUUAAUGAGCAAACAUUUAUCAUCAACAUUCCCCUCAAACAUUCCAACAUUUGUGGACACAGGACAAUACCCGAUCUCUACUAAAAUGUUUGAUUAUAACCGAGAGAAAGUAGGACAGCGGGGGUAAGUUUUAACUCAACAUCAAUCUCAUCACAGAUAGUGGUGCGUAACACGAACCACUUUACCCCGGUGUACGAGACGACGGUGUAGUGAGCGCGUGCCCACUCCCCGGGCCGCGCCGCGCACCCCGACUAACGUGAGUAUUGCUCGUAUCGUGCUUCCUUCUAAUUAUCUGCAUGCUAUCUCCCCGGACUUAUUUAAACACUUUAUAAGACACUUUGAGAAUAAAAAACACUUGCUCGUCGCGUAUCUUGUGAUACUCAGUCCAUGACUGUUUUGCCCGCCAACUCUCUGCCUUGCUCUGACUAAAUGCACUGAAACAGGAAACAUGAAUGUAGGGAUAUCUGGUCGCAUCAUGUAUAUAUUUACUCGUCGUAUUUCGUACAUGAUAAUUGACAUGCUAAUCUCUAAUUAUAUGCAAUAUGCAUGUAUAAAUCAUAAUUGUUAAGUAUAAUUAGUAUGUGCUUGCCUCACUAAUUCGCAUACACACACGGCUGAUGAAUCUUGCCAAUCAGGGAUAUGCUGCUUGCCGUUAUAAUUGGUAGAAUAAUAUGUCUAAUUGUAUAGUUUAGUUGUUUCAAUUGGGUUGAUGCGUACAUAUAAUCGUUCUGCAGAAAGUUACAAUUAUUAUACGGUGGAGAAGUUUCGUUUUCUUUCACACACUAACCUUAUUACAUGUUCCCAGUCUGACACACUUACCUUAUUACAUGUUCCCAGUCUAAAGCAAUAUCUUAUCUCUCGGAAUAUUGUUUCUCAAACUAUAUCAAACUUAACAUCUUAUUGUUUUAUCGAGAAACAACACCUCUAAAGCAAUACAUGUUCAACAUCAUGGUUUUUAAAAUAUCUCACCUCUCCAGCAAGUAUCUGUAAUGCCAAAAUGACGUCUCCAGCAAUAUUUUACCAUUUCUAAAAUGUCUCUCUUAACACUAAAACAUGAUGUCUCGUCCAACACUAUUUCAAAAUGUCUCAAGCAACAUGUGUCGUUGCACACCACAACUGUUUCCAUACCAAUGUCUCAGUACCAAUGUGUCUCACAUUAAGUGUCUGGCUGUCUCCGAAUGGUCCGGGAGGGACAGCAUGCAGAUGCCAAAUGAAUGAAGCAUGAUAUGUGUAGUACUCUUCCUACUACCACCCUCUCUAAAUAUAUUUCACAUACUGACAACUAACAUUAAUUACACUUUAGAUAUCGGCACCUAGAGCUAAACGACCCUUGACAAGACAGUGACACACUCUUCUGACUUGCAACAUCUAGUUUUAUUAGGUUCACACCCCUUUUACACCACCCGGUCCUCCUUGAAGGGAAAGAGAAAACGAGAAAUGAGGAGACAAUAAUCCCGUAUAAUUGCCACGUGCUUGUGUGCAUGUACGCGUGCAGUGUGCACGGCAUAACGUGCAUACUGCAUGUGCACUUAUGUGAGCAUGUGGCGAUUGUUUGGAGACUUAUUCUAUUGUUUCAUAUUAUAUAUUGUAUGUUGAAUUCUUUGUAAAUUAUUUUAUUGAUCCACCGUGUCUGCCCCGGAUGUUUUAACGUUAAUUUUCUACACUUAAUGGUGUGUUGGCACUGUGUUUGGUACGAUUUCUCACGCGUUAUCUUUCUCGCGCGUUACAGCAUGUGAUGUAUCACGCGUUACAUUUUACGUUUUAGCGUGACCUAUCACGCGUUACACGUCACGUGUCGUAGUAUGUGAGAAGUGAGAACGUCCCUUACCGCUCAACAUUUAGGAAUUGUUCACAGAAGAAUUUAAGAGCCGCGUAGGUUUGAGCUAUGUUUAGGUUCUUAGAGAGGUCUUCUUUUAUUUUAUGUUUUUACUCAAUGCAAAUAAUAUGCAGGUGAUAAUGUUAAUCAUUAUAGUACAAUUUAAUCACUUUGUUUGUGCUCCGCUUUAUAAGAGUCGUCACCACGGAUCAUUAUCAUUAUUAGCGAUUACAAGGGUCACUUCGUAGCGAUUAUAUAUUGAAAAAGCACAAGUUUGUAAUGUUUCUUGGUUAAUUGUGAAGCGCCGAAUUAGCGAUGUACCCUGUGUAAUAGAUAUGUUUUCUAAUGACUAAUAUACUAGCAGCAUGUUAUCGAGUUGCGCUUAAACGAAACAUUUUCAAAAAUGCAAAAUAUUUGAUAAUUAGCUGGUGGGCUACAAUGUUUGAAAAUUGUACCCGAUAAAUUUAACAGUUAAAACUAAAAUGUUAAAAGGCAAAAAAUAGUGUUGAUAAUGAGUGCUAUUUAUUGUUUAAUAGUCCGAUUUAUUGUUUAAGGGAGGG